AUGGGAGAUUUAAAUUUUGUAACUUCGCCGACAAGAUUAUAGUCGGUGGCAUGAUAAAAUGAUCAAUCCCUUACUACACGAUUUUCUUUCCAAUCUUCUUAACCUGUCAAGUACCAAGCAAUAGUUUAUCCUUUAAUUUAUUAUUACUAUUAUAAUUAUUAUAAUUUUAUAGUUUUAUUGUUAGAGCAGUAGUAUUAUUAUUUCAGUUUAUAUUUUAAUUUUGUAUAAUUGUAGAUUCUAGCUGCAAGUAAUAAUGGAAAAAAAUAUUGAACGAUUUCUUGAAACUCGCGUCAUAAAUAUGAUGUUAAAAUACAAAGUUGAUCAUUGAUGUAAGAUGAUCGAAAAAAAAAAAAUUGAUCUUUAAUAGGUCAAGUAAGCACAAUGUUAUUACAUCAUAUCGGAUAUGAAGUAAAUGAAACAUUGUAAUUUAUUAAUCUUCAUUUGAAAGAAUUGGGAUUUAAAAUUCAAAUUCAGGUUCCGUAAGACUAGAAUUUGUCUUCUAUUUUAAAUCAAAACCAUGAUUUAUAUCAUAUGAGGAGCAUGAUUCGACCUGUGGAAUUUUGAAAUCUAUAAAUUAUAUAUGACGUUUCAAUAUAUUACAUUUGACACCGUGUAACGAAUUACAAUAACUAAUAGAAAAGAAAAUCGUAAGAUUCGAUCAACAACUUCGAUAUCGUUCCUCCAAAUGCACGCUCGAUCACUUAAUCCUCGGAGUAUUAACAUGAGAAUAAAAUGAUUUAACGAUCCCGAGUAAAUCACAUGAAUCAUAAACUAACUCAUGUACGUCCUUCUUUUAUUAUUUUGUUAUUUAUAUUAAUUUUCCAUUUUAAAAGAAUUUUUCAAAAAUAUAAACGAAUGGAAAAUAUUAAGCACACAUCCGAGGUUUCGAAGGUACUUCUAAAUUCUAAUAGAUACUUCUCCUUCUCUCUAUAUUUGUUCCGAAUAAUUUGUCUCAAUGAUGAUAAAUAAAUCGAAUUAAAUAAAAAUUCAAAAAGAAAGGGAAAUUCUCCGAAUCUUCGUCAAACACGAACAACAGUCGUUCCUUUCUGCUUCCGAUUGCUCGUAACAAUCCGAAUAAUGCGUGUGACAAGAAUGAAAAGAAAAAAAAAAGUGUAGAAGAUUUUAAUCUUGUAAUAUUUAUCUUCUCUUUCCAGGAUGCAAAAGUUUCUUCAAGAGGAGCGUCAGGAGAAACCUAACUUACUCGUGUCGAGGGAAUAGGAACUGUCCGAUCGACCAACACCAUAGGAAUCAGUGCCAGUUCUGCCGAUUGAAAAAGUGCCUGAAGAUGGGCAUGCGCCGGGAAGUAUUAAUGUACUAUAACAAUCGAACCCUGAUCGAUACGACUGGUUUCAGAUUUUCGUUUGAACUACUUAAAAGAUACGGGAGGGGGGCUGGCCUUAAUUUUUAA
Molecule: messenger RNA, 1408 nt
Organism: Heterotrigona itama
Lineage: Eukaryota; Metazoa; Arthropoda; Insecta; Hymenoptera; Apidae
Source: the annotation of a GenBank genome assembly